CGAGAACACCAGUCCACCGAGCCGUUUUAGCCUCAGAAAGUUAAGGCAUGGAGAUCGCUCCGUGCAUUUUGCUGUCGCUCAUUCUCCUCCACACAAUCGCCGCCGCGCCCUCUUCUGCCGCUGCCGCCGCCGCCGCCGAUGAGCUCGCGCCCUCCGCCUUGGGUCCUGCGGCCGACGAGCACGGGUCGGACAUCUACGUUGUCUUCGUUAGCCGCGAGGACUACGUUGAUUCGGUGGACUACGACGUCCGGCUGCUCGCCUCUGUCGUGGGAAGCGCAGCGGAAGCGAAGGCGGCGAUGAUCUACCAUUACAGCGGUCUCGGGUUCGCGGCGAGGCUCGCGCCAGAGCAAGCCGUGCAGCUGUCAAAGAAGGAGGGCAUUGCAAUCUUCAAGGACCGGAUGUACCAUGUUGAGAAGGAAGAAGAAGGUGGACGCUUGCCUCGCUUCUUUGAAGAGAAUAUCUGACGCCUGAAGUUUACUCACUACGAAUUAGACUACCAAACCAUGAUUCCGUAUAUUAGCACGAUCGGAAACGAAAUUAUGAAGUUGUGGGCGAUUUGUUAAGUGAUUACACAAAAUAAGUUGGCACAACGUAUACAGCAUAAAUUUGCAUACCGUAUGCUAAAUUUGCAUCGACAUAUAGCAUUUCGUGAAUUAAACCAGAUAUAAGCUAUUCGUGCCAAAACUAUGAUGGUUUCCUCCGCCUAUAUCUUCGUCGUGGCAUGUCUCUGUGGUUCAUCGGCAGGAAGAACCGGCCAUCGCUGGCCCCUCUGUCAAUGCAUUAUGCACAGGACCUCCCGCUGACUGCUAGCUUUCGUAUGAUUCUUAGUUUCUUAUUUUUGUUGCUUAGUUGCUAUGAACAUACAAUCAUGAAAGCGGGAAUUCUAGA
Oryza brachyantha (malo sina) is the source of this 888-nucleotide messenger RNA. RefSeq lists its product as uncharacterized. Bases 48 to 464 code for a protein of 138 amino acids. NCBI's taxonomy places the organism in Eukaryota, Viridiplantae, Streptophyta, Magnoliopsida, Poales, Poaceae. The transcript is spliced from 3 exons. The record is from RefSeq and is a predicted model, not a curated record.